AUAAUACUGACAUUGACGGUUUUCGGAUUGUUGAAUGUUGAGUUUUAAAUUUUUAUGGAUUCAUAAAAAUUUUAAAACUUUAUUUUAAAAAGAUAAUUACUAGUAAUAUAUGGCUUAACAACUAGAUAAUAAAAACGCAAUAAGUAAAUGAUAAUUUUAAUUGGAGAAACAUAUUAUAAAAAAGGUAUAGUGUUUUAAGAUAAAUACAACAUAAAACAGGCCGAAAAUGAAUUCAAAUUCUGCCACGCCAGGUGUCCCUCAGGUGCCGCUUCUUGAUGAUGAUACAAUUGCAUUUGGCGAGGAAGAUAAUGCCAACAAACAAUUUGUACACCCAUACAUUGUGUUUUUUCACCUGGUCUUCCGGUGUUCUGCUAUAGUAGUGUACAUUUUGUGUGGAUGGUUUUCUGACUCCUUCAUAGCCAGUUUUGUAUUAGUAACUCUAUUACUAUCUGCUGAUUUUUGGACUGUUAAAAAUAUAAGUGGGCGUUUACUUGUGGGGCUGAGAUGGUGGAACUAUGUGGAUGAUGAAGGGAAAUCCCAUUGGGUUUUUGAGUCUAAACAGAAUCGUGUAAAUGGCAAUGAAAGCCGUUUGUUCUGGUUAGGGCUCACCUUAUGCCCUCUAAUUUGGUCUGGCUUCUUCAUUAUUAGUCUGCUAAGCUUCAAAUUUAGAUGGAUGCUUCUAGUUAUGAUUGCUCUGACUCUGACGGGGGCGAACCUUUACGGAUAUGUGAAAUGUAAAUUUGGAGCAAAGGAGAACCUGAAGUCUGUUACAACAGACUUUGUGAAGAAACAGUUCUUGGCCAAUGCCACAUCCUUCAUGUUUGCUCAGCCAGCUCCUCCUAAUGUUAACACCAACACUGGUGUUGUCUAGAUAUAUAUUAUUAUUAUAGAUAUUUUAACAUAACAACUUAAAUUUAACUUUACUUUUUAUGUAUUUAUAUAUUUCAUUUAUUAUUAAACAUAGAUAAGGAAUUUUUGUUCUGUGUGGAACCAAAUUGGUGUCACUUUAGCAUUACAGUAAUCUAUAGCAUAAUAUGUAACAAAAUUGAUAAAUUUACUAAGAAUACAUUAUAGUCAAAAUAAUUAAAUAAUUACAAUUAAAUUAUUUUGAACAAGAAUUUACUAGUAUUAAUUCCAAAACGUGACACCCGCGUCUGCUUACACUUACAACUAUAUUAAAAAACGCCUUAAUACAAAAGAAACUUUGCAUGUUGUGUGAUAUUUUUGCAAACAUAUUAUAUCAAGAGGUGGCAAGUAAAAUCUACAACAAUUAUUAAUUUAAUAGUCCCAGAAUUUACAGUAAUCCUAGACUUAACAAAGACAGCUUCAUGCUAUGUAGCUGCGGCAAAAAAAAAAUUGUAUUGGUAAGUAGGGCUAACAAUUUGCUUUCCUUUUUUAAACCACCUUGACCAGAGACUUUCGUAUUAUCUCAAGCUAAGAGGUAUAAAAUUACGUAUUAUUAUUUAGUAAUUUUUUAACGUGUUUUUACAAAAUAUUUUAUUUUAUAAUUGAAUUGUUUAUUUCUAUUAAAUCUUUUAAUUGAUAUUCUAUGUAAAUAAAUUGUAUGGCAUUAAUUAUUAUAAAAAAAUAUGCUCCAGGUGAGGCUCGAACUCACAACCCCGGCAUCUCUCACACGAACACUGUCUUAUAAGUACCGUGCGCUAACCAAUUGCGCCACUGGAGCUCUGAGGAUCAAGUUGAAAAUAAAUAAAGGCUUAUGUUUAUCGUCUAUUUUUAUUAAAAAAAAACAAUUUGA
Molecule: messenger RNA, 1756 nt
Organism: Pieris brassicae (large cabbage white)
Lineage: Eukaryota; Metazoa; Arthropoda; Insecta; Lepidoptera; Pieridae
Exons: 6
Coding region: 227-871 (214 amino acids)
Biological process (GO): vesicle-mediated transport; protein secretion
Cellular component (GO): Golgi membrane
Source: RefSeq, a predicted model, not a curated record